Messenger RNA from Prunus avium (sweet cherry), 1315 nucleotides. RefSeq names its product transcription initiation factor IIB-like. Lineage: Eukaryota; Viridiplantae; Streptophyta; Magnoliopsida; Rosales; Rosaceae. The record is from RefSeq and is a predicted model, not a curated record. Gene Ontology annotation, molecular function: TBP-class protein binding. Gene Ontology annotation, biological process: DNA-templated transcription initiation; transcription preinitiation complex assembly. Gene Ontology annotation, cellular component: transcription preinitiation complex; nucleus.
AUUAGAACCACAAUACCCACAAAUCUCAAACAAGACUUCAAGAAAAGCCAUUAGAAGCACAACACAAUAUACUCAAAUCUCAAACAAGACUUCAACAAAAGCUAUAACCUCUCUCUCUCCUUCUCUCAACCAUGCAAAAGGCCACGCAAAAGACCAAGCAAAAGGAGGAUUGGGAUAAGGGGUUUUGCAACGACGGUGGGUUUUGUUCAGACUGCAAGGCAUACACAGACGUUGUGCUCGACCACCGGUCCGGUGACACAAUCUGCACCCAAUGCGGCCUGGUUCUUGAAGACCACGCUGUGGAUUUCACUGCCGAGUGGCGAAACUUUGAUGAUCAAGACUCUACCAACGAUCCUUCACGCGUCGGCUCUCGCUCCGAUCCUUUACUGAACAAUGGUGUUCUUACCGUUAACAUCUCCAACGACAACAAGAAGGCUGUUUCUUGUGUUCUUCCUCGGCUCCACAAGACUCUCCAAAACCCAGACAAGUCUCUCCACAUUGCUUUUGAGACCCUUGGUAUGAUGGCCGACCGGCUAGCCCUAGUUACGGCGAUACGAGACCAUGCCAAAGAGCUGUACAAGAACGCCGACGAUCGCAAGUUUUGUAGGGGAAGAAACUGUGAUGCUAUAAUGGCUGCCUGCCUCUUUCUUGCUUGCCAAGAAAAGGGUUUUCCCCGAACCCUAAAGGAAAUCGCGAUGGUCGCCAACGGUGCCACAAGAAAAGAAAUCAACAGAAUGAAAGAGCUCUUGAAGAAAAUACUAGAGGUUGAUUCGAAGACUACAGAUAUUGGGGAUCUUUCGCGGCGGUGCUGCUCCAUGAUUGGUAUGGCUAAUCAAGAUAUGAAGGCUGUGUUGGAGACUCUGAACAAGUCGAAAGAGAUUGAUGUAAGGAGAAGCCCUAAGUCUGUUUUGGCAGCGGUUAUGUACAUGAUAGCGCAGCUCUCCAAUGACAAGUCAACUCGAGAGUUAACUCUUCAUGCUGUCUCACAAGCAGCUGAUGUUGCUGUAGCGACAACUAAGAAGGCAUACAAAGAUCUAUAUCCCUAUGUUUCAAGGAUAAUACCCAACUGGUUUGUCAAGUUGGAGGACCUCAAGAUACUUUGCCUCCCUUGAAGGUGUUAGAGCCAAACGAUAUAACAUUGAGGGUAGGCUACUUGGUUAGUCUGACGACAGAACCCUUAUGUAUAGAGAUUGCUCGCCUAAUCCUCUAGAAGAUAAUCUGAUUUGUUUACUUGUUUACUUUCUCCCAAUAAUACAUUAUUAUUGGGAAGGAAAAUAUGGAAGAAAAAAGUUGAGAUAUUAAACAUUUUUCAAAU